This is a messenger RNA of Dreissena polymorpha, 3133 nucleotides long. Its product is annotated as potassium voltage-gated channel subfamily H member 7-like. The transcript is spliced from 15 exons. Bases 332 to 2653 code for a protein of 773 amino acids. Gene Ontology annotation, cellular component: membrane. Gene Ontology annotation, molecular function: inward rectifier potassium channel activity. Gene Ontology annotation, biological process: potassium ion transmembrane transport; membrane repolarization during action potential. Lineage: Eukaryota; Metazoa; Mollusca; Bivalvia; Myida; Dreissenidae. The record is from RefSeq and is a predicted model, not a curated record.
GUGUUAAUAAAAAUAAUAGUGAACUAACAUCAUGGCGUUUGUAUUACAAACGUCAUCAUAGGUAUUAAAUGAAUUGGUUAAUUGUGACCGCAUGAAUACGCAGUAAAUUUUCUUUGGAUUCAUGGAUUCGAUAAGCGUGACGUCAUCAAUACGUUAUGACUCUAAAUAUUUUUCAUUAAUUGAAUAAGUUUGACGUCAUCAAUACGUUACCUUUAACUCCGCUAAUGUUCCACCUCCUGUCGCGUUAACUGAUUGGACCAGUAUGACGGCAUCAGUAAGACUUGACGUCACGUUGAUUUCGUUGCCUGGAGAAUGAAGUCAUCAACAGACUAUGACGUCACGACGAUUACUACGCUCGGACGGUGUUUUAACUAAUAUCUAUUCGCGCUUAUGGAAGACGGACUCGAGAUCCGAUGAGACUACGGAGGGCAGCGAGGCGCCGUCGACGCUGGACCGCGCUUCCGGUAUGGGCACAUCCUUCCGGCGCCAACAGCCCGAGUUUGUCAUUCUACACUACAGCCCAUUUAAGGCGGUGUGGGACUGGAUAGUACUGGUUUUAGUCUUGUACACGGCGGUGUUUACACCCUACCAGACCGCGUUUCUUCUAAACGAAGAAGACGCCACAAUGCGGCGGAACCGUGAUUCCGGAACGCGCACGGAAAGUCCCGAGUCUUCCCGAGCGAACCCACUCGUGAUAAUUGACUUGAUUGUCGACUUGAUGUUUAUAGCGGACAUUUUUAUCAACUUCCGGACCUCGUAUCUUCACAAUGGCGAGGUGGUGAUGAAUCAGAAGCGUAUAGCAAUCAACUACCUCAAGGGCUGGUUCGUCAUUGACACAAUUGCCGCUCUUCCUUUCGAUCUGCUGCUCUUUGGGUCCGGCACAAGUGACACAAUGACGAUCGCGGGGAUCCUCAAAACGGCGCGUCUGCUGCGUCUGCUACGAGUCAUCCGGCGCAUAGAGCAAUUCGCUGAAUACGGAGCGGCAGUGUUGCUUCUCCUUAUGGUGACCUUCACCCUGGUCGGUCACUGGCUCGCCUGCAUCUUUUACGCCAUCGCCUACUGGGAGCGUCCGCACCUGGAGUCCGCAAUAGGUUGGCUAGACAAGCUCGCGACCAAUAUCCACGAGCCGUACGUCGCAAACGUCACUGAUAGCGGCCCCAGCGUCAAGACGUACUACAUAACGGCGCUGUACUUUACGUUCACCUCCCUCACCAGUAUAGGGUUCGGCAACGUCUCCCCUAACACCAACGCCGAGAAGAUAUUCUCCAUUUUUGCCAUGUUGCUUGGCUCUCUUCUUAGCGCCGCUAUCUUUGGCAACGUUAGCUCGAUCAUGAUGAGAGUGUAUCAGGGAUCGGACGAAUACCACGAGAAAACCCAGAGCAUCAAAGAGUUUAUCAAUUUUCAUCAUCUUCCCAAAAACCUCGCUUCGCGUCUACAAGAGAGCUUCCAGCACACAUGGACGUAUACCAAUGGCAUCGACAUGAACACAGUUUUAAAGAGUUUUCCGGAAUGUUUACAAGCGGAUAUCUGCCUUCAUCUGAACCGGAACCUGCUUAAUAACUGCCCCGCCUUUCAGAGAGCCUCGGCAGGGUGCCUUCGCGCGCUGUCUCUGCAGUUCAAAACAACACACGCGCCUCCCGCGGACACGCUGAUCCACCCCGGGGACAUCCUCACCGCCCUGUACUUCAUCGCCCGAGGGUCCCUCGAGAUCGUCACGGAGAACAACGUCAUGGCAAUACUCGGUAAGGACGAUAUUUUCGGUGGGGAUGUUCAAGACCUAACCAACAGCGGGAAGUCUCUGUACUUUGUUCGCGCCCUGACCUACUGCGAUAUCAACAAGAUCGAACUGUCCGUGCUAAAAGAGACGCUUAACACGUACCCGGAGUUCGCACAAGAAUUUAUGGGAAAGAUACAGGUUACAUUCAACCUGAAACGGGGUGUGUUGACGGAAACACAACGGCAGACGAAGAUGGACGACGAAACACUCAAAUUUAUCCGCCAGAAGCGACCGCACAUGCAGUCGAAAGGUAGACACCAUGUCUAUGACGCCGACCGCGCGACCGGCAGAUCCGGCUUCCGUAGAAAAGCACGCAAGCAGAUGGCGCCUCUGUCGUCUGACCCAACAGAUGACCAAGCGUCUCGGGCGAUCGAAAUUUCACCGGAACAAGCGUCUAGUGAUAUCGACGUAGAGUUCGUGGAUAGAAGCAACCAAGUCUCUUCAACUUCGUGUACUGCUGCCGAUAGUUCGAGACUCCGGAUCUACCAGAACUCAACUCAGCGCAGGCGCAGAAAAUACAACACAGCAGUCAUAUCGGUGUCCGACGAAACCGGAUGUGUGAGUGCACCGGAACCGGAAUUGACGUCAGAAUAUUGGGAUGAAAUUGACCGGAAGCUGAAUGUUCUAUCAAUACGAAUGCAGAAGUUCGAAACCCAACUCUGUGAUACCAUUGAUAAUAUACUGCUGUUACUCGGUCACGUGCCGUCAGUGCCUAGCAACAACGCCAACGUAACCACGUUACGUAGCACAAAACAUCUGGACGACCCCGUAGAUACGUCAGAUCUCCUUCACUCGGAUGCUUAUUGUCCAAAUAAACGAGGAGCGAAAUUGAUAAAAUCGCAUAUGGAGCUGAUUAGAAUUAUUGAGAACUUAUGACUUUAAUUUUAUAUUUAAUAUUUGCUUUAGACCAAGACAUUGGAGGAAGUGCUGCGAACGCUUUUGUCGUUUGUAUUUUCCCGAAAGGAGGGGAAUACAGUAAUCGCAGUGUCCGUCUAUGUCCGACUUCUUACUUUGACGGCAUUAAAUUUGCGUGUGACUGAUAUUUUAAACUCGUAUUUAUUACGCGAACAAUCUCCGAGAAACUCAGUUGCGUGUUAAUAAGCUUAUAUUUAGCGAUUUUCGACCUUCUGUCGACAUGCCCAUUUAAAAGUUCCGUAUCAUAAAUUGUCCGCGUAGAUAUUUGCCGAUUGGCGGGAUAGGCCAGGAGUUCCGCUUAUGUUGCGGAUGUAGUGACGUAACGCUAUCCGGGCUAAAAUGUAUUAAAUGGUACAUGCAUCUGUAGUAUAACAAGUGUAAGCAGGAUAUGCAUACGUUCUGUGGACUCUGUAACCUUGCUCAAAGCGAUGACUUGUAAUA